Messenger RNA from Adineta steineri, 1008 nucleotides. NCBI's taxonomy places the organism in Eukaryota, Metazoa, Rotifera, Eurotatoria, Adinetida, Adinetidae. The record is from the annotation of a GenBank genome assembly.
AUGUCUUCGCCGUCUGAAGUUGCUUUUAUUACAUACAUAAACAAUGUUUCUGCUCAAAUCAAUCAAUAUUUGUCCAUUUUUAUCUUUCUUUUCGGCACAGUGGGCAAUAUUCUUAAUAUUCUUGUUUUAUCUCAACGAUCAUUUCGUUCAAAUUCAUGUGCAACAUUGUUUUUAGGCUCAUCUAUAGCUAAUUUUAUUGCUAUCAUUACUGGUCUUACAACAAGAAUGUUAUCGGGUUGGGCAGUUGAUUUAACAAACACAAAUAGAGUUCUAUGUAAACUUCGAGCUUUUGUUCUCAACGUUGCAAGGCCAGUGGCACUUUGGCUCAUUCUAUUAGCUGGUAUCGAUCGAUGGUUAUUAUCCAGUCCUAAUAUCCGUUAUCGACAGAUGAGUUCAUUGAAAAAUGCUCAACGAAGUAUAAUUAUUACACUAAUUUUGUCUAUACUUCUAUUUUCUCAUAUAAUUUAUUGCUAUGAACCAAAUUUAAUUAAUGCUCCAUUGAAAUGCUAUGGAGUAACAAUAACAUGUCGUCUAGCAACGGAUCUCUCACUUAUGUUUAUGACCAUUUUUUUUCCGUUAUUGUUCAUGUUAAUAUUUGGUUUGAUGACUAUCAAUAAUGUACGUUAUUCACGAAACCGUACACGACCCGGUGAUAUAUCAAUGAUAACUAUGCAAGGACCACCAUCGACAAGUAGACCUACUGAACAACAACAACGAAAUAAAAUUGAUGAUCAACUGCUUAUGAUGCUUCUUGUACAAGUUCUACUUCUCUUUAUAUUUGCUCUUCCAUUGGGCGUCCAAAAAUUAUAUUCAACAAUAACAACAAAUAGAGUUUCAUCACAAGCACAAGUUGCUAUUGACAAUUUUGCCUACAACUUUGUUUUGCUUCUUAAUUUUAUAGCAAAUGGUAUGCCAUUCUAUAUUUAUACGUUGGUUGGUGGAAAUGUAUUUCGAAAAGAACUUCAGAAAAUGUUUGCAACAGCAAGACAGAAAAUUUGUCGUCUAUAA